AUGGAAGCUAUUUCAGUUAGGGAUGCCGGAUUGCAGUUGAACAAGAAGGCAGAACAGUAUCAAAGGCCUUUGGAUGUGGUGCGGUUUUUGCAAGAUGAGUUUGGGAAGAACGAUGUGAAAUUGUCUAGAUUUGAAGAUCUGAAGAUGAACAUCGCGGAUAAGGUGGUUCGGAAGCAUGACAAUGAGGUUCCGGUUUUGCGUGACGCCUCUGAUGAGGUUGUCAAGACGUACAAGGUUGUCAUCAAGUUCGCGUUUGCCGGUCUCGAGGAAACCGAGCUGUGUCAGGACAUCAGUCAAGAGGAAUCCUUUGAGAAAGAAUCAGAAGAAGAGAUCAUGGAGGUUGAAGGCACUUCGGAAGGUCAAGAGGUGUUUGUGCCGAAGCCAGCAGAUGUGAGAGAAGGGGAGCCCUUUGAGGUAAACUGUGGAGGUUUGGACAUGAAGGUGUCUAUUCCUAAAGAUGCUGUAGAUGAGAACACUGGAAUUGACAUGGAUCCUGAGCAGUUGAAAGAAGCUUUUGGGACUGAGAUGACCAGAAUCGUCACAUGGUGUGGACACAUGAUCAAGGCGUUUUCGCGCAAGCAGACUGUGCCGGCGCUUUCCAGUUGUGAGGCAGAGCUCAUCGCAGCUGUGGACCUUGCAAAAGAGGCUUUGUCGGUGAAGUUCGAGAAGUACGAGCUGAAGACCAGGUACAACCUGUUGGUAGACAGCAUCAAUCGCGCGAUCCUACUGGGAGACUAG
This is a messenger RNA of Effrenium voratum, 738 nucleotides long. The record is from the annotation of a GenBank genome assembly. NCBI's taxonomy places the organism in Eukaryota, Dinophyceae, Suessiales, Symbiodiniaceae.